AUGUCAAAGCUUGACAGUUAUAAUGGAAUGGUAGUUUCUAAGUACUUUAAAGAUAUUGAAGAUUUCAUUCGUCUUGAGUUUGUGUGUAAGAAGUACAAUGGCAAUAUGAAGAAGUUCCACUUUAAUCCAAUUCCAUUGACGUGCAAAACUAUUAACUACUUUCCAAAUAUCGAGACUUUUCACUUGUGGGACAAAAAUGAAGAGAAUUUUGGCAAUGGAUUUUUUUAUAACUUUGCAUGCAAUACGGACUAUGUAGAUUAUAACAAUAUUAACAAAUACUUCCACCGAGAGAUUAAAGUCGAGAAAAAGUUUUAUGAGAUAGUUUUGUGGUUCAAUGUUGAUUACUGCACCGUUGAAGCAAACAAAAGCCAAAAUUUUAUUUUCAAAAAUUUAAAGUACUCCAUCAAUGAUAGAAAAAAUGUCACUUCAAUUGGUAAUAACAGUUUCCGUGAAUGUAGUAGCUUAAGCAGUGUAGUGAUACCUUCCAGUGUAGUAUCCAUUGGUGCCAAAUGUUUUGAAAAAUGUAGAAAUUUAAGUCGUAUUGAUAUACCACACUAUAUCACUGUCAUUGGUUUUAAAUGCUUAUUUGGAAAUGAGACAUUGGGGGGCUUUGAUAUACCACCAAGUGUUAAAUGGAUAAACGACAAAGAAUAUAAGAGUGACUUCGUUUAUGUUGAAUAUGCCAUACCAACGAUCCAAUUACCUAUUGAUUUAAACACCAACCCUACUUAUGCCAUGUAUCCAAAUCUGGCACCUUUCAUCAACCCCGUUGGCAUGAUUAAUCCAGUCGGAAAUGGACCAACAGCAGGAAAUUAUAAGCCAGUUAAUGAUACAUACGAAGGUAAAAACACUUUAAUACAAUAUAAUAUACCAUCAAAUGUCAUUUCUAUUGAAUGUUGUUGUUUUUAUGAUUGCAGUUGCUUGAGCAGUGUUAUCAUACCAUCAAGUGUUGUAGCUAUUGGCGAUGGGUGUUUUUAUAGAUGCAGAAAUUUGAAAAGUGUGGUAAUACCAUCAAGUGUCACGGCAAUUGGUAGUGCGUCUUUCCGUGAAUGUAGUACUUUGAGCAGUGUAGUGAUACCAUCAAGUGUUGUAUCCAUUGGUGCCAAGUGCUUUGAAGAUUGUAAAAGUCUGAAUAAUAUUGUUAUACCAACUGUCACUACAAUUGGGUAUGAUUGUUUCAAAUCAAACACUGUAGUUCACAGAGAGUAG
Molecule: messenger RNA, 1209 nt
Organism: Entamoeba invadens IP1
Lineage: Eukaryota; Evosea; Mastigamoebida; Endamoebidae
Exons: 2
Coding region: 1-1209 (402 amino acids)
Source: RefSeq, a predicted model, not a curated record